CGAACUUGCACUUCAAUUCCUCCACCAACGUGUCUCCAGUCUUCAAAGCUCACCGUCAACAGCAUGUCUGAUUCAGAAAGCUCAACCCACGCUGUUAGCCCCAAGGUCGGUACCGUUGCAAGACCGCCAGGUGCGCAGGUUCGGCGGAGGGCUGCAAACACGCAGGUGAAACCGAAUUCAACGCGUGCAGCAGGAGCUGGCGGCUCUUCGGGGACAAUGCUGAAACUUUACACUGACGACUCACCAGGGCUGCGAGUAGACCCAUAUGUCGUCCUCAUACUCUCGUUGGCGUUUAUUGGAUCUAUCUUCUUUUUGCAUAUUUCCGCCAAAAUAAUCCGGUCUUUCACCAAGUGAUAGCCUUGUA
Molecule: messenger RNA, 364 nt
Organism: Suillus fuscotomentosus
Lineage: Eukaryota; Fungi; Basidiomycota; Agaricomycetes; Boletales; Suillaceae
Product: Pre protein translocase Sec Sec61-beta subunit
Exons: 4
Coding region: 64-354 (96 amino acids)
Biological process (GO): intracellular protein transport
Cellular component (GO): Sec61 translocon complex
Source: RefSeq, a predicted model, not a curated record